Messenger RNA from Onychostoma macrolepis, 3135 nucleotides. Its product is annotated as ATP-dependent DNA helicase PIF7-like. Lineage: Eukaryota; Metazoa; Chordata; Actinopteri; Cypriniformes; Cyprinidae. Bases 400 to 1956 code for a protein of 518 amino acids. The record is from RefSeq and is a predicted model, not a curated record. The transcript has 4 exons. Gene Ontology annotation, molecular function: catalytic activity.
CGACUCCGGGAGGAAGGGAUCUCUCUGUGCCUACAGUGCUCUUAAGUGCAUUUACUGGAACGGCAGCAUUCAAUAUUUCCGGUAAAACACUGCAUUCCAUUUUAAAACUUCCAAGGAAUCUGAAGCCACCAUAUCAAGGACUUGGAAAUGCCCUAGAUGAACUACGAGCUAGAUUACGUGAUGUGGAGAUUCUUAUCAUUGAUGAAGUGUCGAUGAUUUCCAAGGAUCUUUUUGCCUACAUAAACUGGAGAUUUCAGCAGAUCAAAGGCAGCAAGAAACCUUCGGGGAAUCUCGGUCCUCGCUGUGGGCGACUUUCACCAACUGCCACCGCUUGGUAAAGCCAAACCACUCUGCGUGUAUGAAGAUGAUGUUUUGGACUUCUGGAAGGACCAUUUCCAAAUGAUCACCCUCACAGAGAUCAUGCGUCAGAAAGAAGACCUUGCUUUUGCCCAACUUCUGAACCGACUACGAGUGAAGCAGAAGACCGAAGCUCUCAGGGAAGAAGAUAGAGGUUUGUUACUGCAGGCUGUGAAGAAGCCCGAAGACUGCCCUUGUGAUGCACUGCACAUAUUUGCCACCAAUAAAGAAGUUCACAGGCACAAUGCUGACACAGUACAUGCUCUUCACACUGACAUCAUUACCAUUGAUGCCGAAGACUACAGGAAAGACCCAAGAACAGGAGCGAUGAAGAGACGAAACAAGCCUAUCAUCGGAAAAAAGGAUGACUUGCUUGAUACCAUACAGGUUGCAGUGGGAGUACGUAUUAUGGUGACUAGGAAUCUGGAUGUCGAAGAUGGAAUCGUUAAUGGAUGCUUUGGGAAGAUUUCAAACAUUGUCAUUAAAACAAGAGAUGGAAUCGACACUGUACAGAUGCUAGGACUUCAGCUUGACAGUCCAAAUGCAGGACAGAAAUACCGCAAAAGGGUGCAAGGUGAUGAAGAUAACUUGGUUUAUAUUGAGAGAUCCGAAGAAAAUCUAAGGAAAGGAGCAGUUCGUCGACAAUUCCCCAUCAAGUUAGCUUACGCCUGCACAGCUCACAAGGUUCAAGGCAUGACAAUGCAGUCUGCCGUAGUGUCACUGAAGAAGAUUUUCGAACCAGGAAUGGCCUACGUUGCCCUCAGCAGAACAACCUCACUUCGUGGAUUGCACAUUACCGACUUCGAUGAAAAAAAGAUUUAUGCGGAUCCUAAACUCACAGCCUCAUUGCAGAAUAUGAAAAGAGCAACAUUUGAAGAAAUCAUGCCACUUCUGCAGAGAAAGAAGGAAACCAACUCCAACCAGGACGAAACACUUAAAAUCAUUCACCACAACACGGAAGGACUGGCAUCUCACAUUGAGGAUAUCAGAUGUCAUCAUGAGCUACAACUAGCAGAUAUUCUUUGCGUAAUGGAAACUCACCUGUCAGGCUCAUGUAUUUCACAACAUCUCCAACUGAAAGGAUACAAGAUGAUUGCAAAGAAUAGACACGUCUCCUACUCAACCUAUGCAGAAAUUGCGAAGAAAGAUGGUGGAGGAGUUGCAAUAUUUUGCAAAGAAGACAUUCAAGUUCAACCCCGACAGUACAUACACAAUGUCACAGACCUGGAGUUCGUCAUCAUCAAAAUUGACACCCCAACGAAUGCAACGAUUGCUACUGUGUACAGGCCACCACACUACAGCCUUGAGAAAUUCUUGCCAAAUUUAAGGAGCCUACUUGAUUAUCUGGACAUGAUGAAGAAGAAUCCUGUUAUCAUCUGUGGAGACUUUAAUGAAGACCUCCUUUCUCCUGGAAGAAAGGCUAUACUGGAGUUGUUUCAAUCCAAAGGAUACACACAACUGAUCACGACAGCGACUACUGACAAGCACACGCUUCUGGACCACAUUUACAUCUCUCGUCCGGAUGUCUGCCUCCAAUCAGGUGUUUUACAGGCUUAUCAUAGUUACCAUAAUCCUGUGUACUGUAUUUUGAAGAAAUGAGAUUUUAUGGUUGACAGGUAGUGUUGUGUGUUUUGGUGUUAUGCCAUACGGAACCGGGGGCACUGAGCAUGCAUUAACGGUGCCAGUGGGGCUCGAACAGCCUUAGCCACCGGGUUGGCUCGUAUGGUUGUGUUGUGGUGGUAUCCCAUACGGAACCGGGGGCACUGAGCAUGCAUUAACGGUGCCAGUUGGGCUCGAACAGCCUUAGCCACCGGGUUGGCUCGUAUGGUUGUGUUGUGGUGGUAUCCCAUACGGAACCGGGGGCACUGAGCAUGCAUUAACGGUGCCAGUUGGGCUCGAACAGCCUUAGCCACCGGGUUGGCUCGUAUGGUCAUGUUGUGGUGAUAUAUAUGGUUGUGUUGAGGUUUUAUGCCACUGAGCUACAAGAAAAGAAGAGCAGAAGCCACAGCAGCAGGAAGGACGAAUAUAGGAGUAGACUGGCAGCUUCAGGGAGGUCACCGGCAGCAGCACCAGCGAUAGACAGGAUACAGUGAGGAUUAGUGUAGCAGCUCCAGGGAGGCAGAAGAGUUUGGAGACAAUAGCAGUCCUGUAUGGAUGUGACUCUGCAAUAUAUCGUCCAAAGCUAAGUGUUUAAACAUUGAGCUUCAAUCACUGUACUACUGCACAUCAUAACCACAUUUGUAGAAAAAUGUUAAUCCUAAUCUAAUUUUGGUUUUGAUGUUUUUCAGCAAUUGUGCAGUUGAAGACAGAAUGCCUGAGAAGAUCAAGUGUGCUACAACACUGAUGAUGACAAUCUGACUACCAGCAUCUGUGGAUGGGACAAACUGUAUAGCACUGAAGACCAAAGCAAGGACAAUGCUGAAGACAGAAGAAUCAGAGAAAUAAGCAUACUAAAGCAGGAUAUCCAGCCUGUACGACGAAUCAGAUCCAGUGGCUAGAUGGCGGGAGAUGCUUCCUUCAUCUAAUAAUUGGAUGACUAAUUAAUCUUAAUAUGUUUAUAAAUUGUUUGACCAUAUUACAUAAUUGGUUUAAUUUCUAAAUAUAUUAAUAUUUCACAUAUUAAGUAAGUAAAAUGAAUGUGUUCUUGAAAUGUGUGCGUCGUGCCAGAGGAGGAUGGGUCCCCCCUGCUGAGUCUGGUUCCUCUCAAGGUUUUUUACCUCCUAACUUUAUGGAGUUUUUUCCUUGCCAUCGUCGCCAUUGGCUUGCUCACUGGGGUGU